GAGCGGAGGAAGAUGACGGAUUCAUCGGUCGCGGAAGGACACGUUAAAGUCAGAGAAGGCAAAAAGUGGAAAACUCGGUGGGUCGUUCUCCAUAAGCCCUCACCGGUGGCCGACUGCCUGGUGUUGUUGGUGUGUAAGGAGCGUGGUGCGAAGGAGCGGAGCAGCGUUGUUCUGGAGCGCAUCUGUGGUCUGGAGGCAGGAGGAAGCAGCGAAGGAGUUGCCUGUACUCUGACAAUCCUCAGCCUGAAUCAGAUUGUUCAGCUGGGAUUUGAUAGUAAGGAGGCCCUACUGGCCUGGGACCUUCGGCUUCGCUAUUAUCUAGGGGAAGUACACAGUUUUAAGGUGACAGUCCUGCCUGGUACUAAGCUGGAAGCUGGUCUGGCCACACUUCAUUUCUGCAACAAUCUGCUCGUCAUUACCAGGGACGUCCCGCCUGUUAUCAGCGGCCAGUGGAACCUCCUGGACCUGCGCAGAUACGGCCCAGUUCCCAGUGGCUUUGUGUUUGAAGGUGGCACACGCUGUGGUUAUUGGGCUGGUGUGUUCUUCUUAUCAUGUGCUGAAGGGGAGCAGAUCAGUUUUCUGUUUGACUGCAUUUUGCGCGGUAUCUCGCCCUCCAGAGGUCCCUUUGGAAUCAAACCGCUUCUGCCAGAGCCUAGUGCCACUGCAGUAUCAGCAGAGGAGAGACUGAACCAAGAGGCUGAAGAGUUGGAGAAGAGGCUCAGUUUGCUUUCUCAUAACACAGCGUCCACCUCCAGUUUCAGUUCUUCAGUCGUUGGAGAUGACCACAGCAUAUCCGGAUCUUCUGACUCAGAAACUAGCCACUCAGAUUCCAGUAUCAGCAGCCGACUGAACCUGUGGGUGGAACCGGUUCCCACCACCACAGUUGAGUCCACUAGAACGUCCUCUCAUGGAGAGGAGAAACUGCCAGUUAAUUUAGCCAGUGCGCCCAGACUGCCAUCAAAGCCAACAAUUCCACGGAGGCUUCAGGAAAUUGGCCGUCAGAGCUCCUCAGACAGCGGCAUUGCCACAGGAAGCCACUCAUCCUAUUCUGGCAGCUUUUCCUCCUACACAGGAAGCCUAGACACAGGGAGCCCCAAAGAGGAGUGUGGCACUCUGCUCAGCCUACCGCCAUUCUCUAGCCCUGAAAAGCACAGGUGUACCUGUCCGGUCAGCCACACCCAUGAGUAUCAAGUGCCGUCAUCACUACGCUACCUAUAUGACACACCCCGCAGUCUUCUUGAAGAGGUCAGAGAGCAGAAAAAUAACAUAGCAAGUGAACAGACUGAGGAAACAGUACCAGAGCAGACUGCAGCUUCAGCAGCCGCAUGCUCUGUCCCUGAAUCUCCUAGAGACUCAUGGGCUCAGGGUUCGUCCAGCACGGACACACACUCUGACUGCCUGAUUUGCUGUCCCCAUCUGACUUCAUCUAGAAUGCUCUUCACCACCUGCCCUGUCUGUGGUGGCUUAAAGAGAGCACCCCUACCUCUGGCAGGAGUUUCACUACAGCAUGGCAUUCCAGCAGGUGGAAAAUCUGGUCUCAUCAGUGAUGCAUCAGCUCGUGCAACCAAUUUGGAGUGGAGUCCACAAACAGAUUUGAAGACACAAGGCCUUGCAUUCACAAGUUCAGGGACCGAGAACAAGUUGCAGAAGAGAAGCUCUAAGAGCUAUAUAGACAGUCUGUCUGAUCUGUUAGGACAUUAUUCUCCAGGGAGGACUCACACCAUGUCAAUUAAACCAAGCCUGCCUGAUCCAGUAGGGCUUUAUUGCCCCCCAGGGAACAAUAGCCUGGGAUCAGACCAAUCUGGUUCAUAUAUCCCGAUGGCUUCAGCAUUAACAUCACCUCAGUGCCCCUCACUUUGCCAAGUUUAUCCCACUAUUCCUUCCCACCAUACCUCUCGCUUAACGAUCUAUGAGAACUGCCUACAAUGUAGAAAAGGUCAGGAUGGCUGCAUGCUGCCCAAGGUUGUUCCUUCAGCAAUUAGUAGCUGCAUCCAUCCAUCUGGACAGAAGAGCACUGGUGGGCAGGAACAGUGUCCCUUUUUCCAAUAUGUGAAUGCUGGUUCCUGGGGAUUAAGCUCAGAGAUCCCUCAUGUGGAAGAACCUUCUCUUCCUACACUCAACUCCCAGCCACCCGUACAGCUCACUAAUGGAGAAACAGCAGUGGGAGAUAAGAAGCAGAGAAGUCAUGCAGAGAAAGGGAGAAUGGAUCCCGCCUAUGAGAUCAUGGAGUGCCAAGCCACAGACAGGAGCUCAGAGUCAGAUGAGAAGAGCAGAUAUGAGCUGAUGGGCAUUUCUGGGCAGCAAAGGGGCACUGAAGAUCCUGAUGAUGUUUCAGGACCGAGCGAAAGGCCAAGAGGAGAAGUGACGUAUGUAAAUAUUCCUAUCAGUCCAACAUCCAAAAAACAACUGCACUAUAUGGAGCUGGAGCUGCAGGAGCAUGGUGGCACUGUCAGAGGAAAAGGCACCACAAAAUAUGCACAAAUUGACAUCACUGCAACAGAGACUGCACACAGAGUGGGCACCCAGCAUGCACUGGGGCGAGAGGCAGGACUUCAGAAAUUGGAACAGUGGAAAAGAGGAGGGGCACCACAGUGAUGACAUCAUUUAUCACCUUAAUAAUAAUGAAGCCAUAGCUCUAUACCAUGAUAACAACGAUAUGAAAAAUAGAGAAAAAUGUGUUGGACAAGCAACAGCAAGGACAGCAAGAGAGUGUAAUCUUAACUGCUACGAGUGGCAAGAUUGGACGAGUGCCAUACAGGUCCAUGUUAAAGGCUUCAGCUCCACUUACUCACAGGCCAAGCUAAACCAAACAGAACUGGUGGCAUAAAUACAAGAAAAACUGAUUGAACUGUAGCCAAAGGUCCAGUUUUAUUAGCUGGUGUUGUGUAGCUAUGAGACUGUGAUGAUGUGGGUUUUGUUGUGUAGGUGUGUGUGUGUGGGUGGGUGUGAGUGUGAUAAUUUGAGCAUUAGAGCUGUGAGGACAGACCGUGUGAACAUGGCUGAUUAUAGAUGAGUCACCACACUCUCUGCUGCCUGCAGCAACAUGUCUCCAAUUAAUUUGCUUUAAAAUUCACCAUCAAUCAAUUACAAACACUGUUGUCCUUUAAUCAGGUAGCAGACAUCACUGACCACACCUCAGAUCGGCAAACACGGCACGGAAAAACACUUUCUACUAAGCAAAAAAACUGCACAGAUCUAUUUGAGGCAACAUGCAGAAUGUGUGCACAAAGGCGUAAAAGUUAACUUCAGCCUUCUUUUUUGCUAUUUUCCUGGACAUGAAAAUAGCAACAACAUUUUUAAUAACGCUCACAAGUGCCAGUGCUGCGAUCUUAUUCCUUAUUUUUGUAUUUAUGGCUAUGAACAUUGGCCAUGUAUUUUCUUUUGAAUGAAGGGUAAUUGUGCAUAUACAAUUUUGGGCAUUAUUAAAUAUUCAGACUAAUUUAAUCAGCUUUGAAUAUUGUAUCUUUCUUCUCUCCUUUUAUUGGCUUUAUACCAUUGUUUUAUAGCACAAUUAAAACUGAUAAUUGGCUAAAUUCUGUGGACUGGUAGUGUUUAUUGUGUAUUUUUUACCCUUUUUUUCUGUGGACCUUUAGUCGUUAAAGGA
This is a messenger RNA of Tachysurus vachellii, 3604 nucleotides long. Its product is annotated as protein Dok-7-like. The transcript is spliced from 13 exons. NCBI's taxonomy places the organism in Eukaryota, Metazoa, Chordata, Actinopteri, Siluriformes, Bagridae. Gene Ontology annotation, molecular function: protein kinase binding. Gene Ontology annotation, biological process: positive regulation of protein tyrosine kinase activity; neuromuscular junction development. Bases 13 to 2595 code for a protein of 860 amino acids. The record is from RefSeq and is a predicted model, not a curated record.